Molecule: messenger RNA, 1719 nt
Organism: Ramularia collo-cygni
Lineage: Eukaryota; Fungi; Ascomycota; Dothideomycetes; Mycosphaerellales; Mycosphaerellaceae
Product: related to CBS-domain protein Sds23p
Exons: 3
Coding region: 1-1719 (572 amino acids)
Molecular function (GO): protein serine/threonine phosphatase inhibitor activity
Source: RefSeq, a predicted model, not a curated record
AUGGCCAACUCCACCGCCCCWCAGCAAACGCAAUCCCUCCCACUCCGCACAGCGUCAUCGUCAUCUGUAAGCUCGUCGCGUGCGGGUUCCAUUUCGAAAUCAUCGACUGGCAAGCCGCAAUCGAUAAGCACAUCUACAUCAAACGUACAAUUGCACACCCCUCGCUGGGACGCGUCGACGGCCAACGCAUCUCCAUCGCCAUCGGUGUCCAAACGCUCUUCUUUCGCCGACAACUUGAAUCUCCGCCACCCAGCUUCGCCGCGAGCACAUCGAACUCUGUCGUUCUCCGGCUCGGCGCUGACGGAAUUGCUCAUGAGUCCCACGAAUAAGCCCAACGGGGCCGAUGAAAGAUUCAAGGGAAAAGACUGGCGCAAGAUCCAACUACAUGAGAUUGUAGACUCCAGCGAGGUUCGCUUCGUGGAGCUGGACACAAGCAUUGAAGACACCACCAAGCUCUUGAUCCGAUCGGGGUCUCCCAAUGUGGUUCUCGUGAGGGAGUCAACCAGGACGCAGACAGUGAUACAGACCUUUGAUUACUCAGAUCUCAAUGCGUAUCUUCUGCUCGUCUUGGGACUAUCGCAACCAGAUGAGCUUGCCGCAAAAUUAGCUGAUCGGGCACGGAGCGGCGAUGUUAUUCCUCUGCGCGAUGUGACUGAUCAUCUUGGUGCGAGGGAGGAGCCGGCGUUUUUGCCACACACAGCGACAUUAUCGCAGGCGAUGGAGGUGCUCGGAGGUGGACACCACCGGGUCGUCGUUUGCAAGGAGGGCACAAGCGAGGCUGUUGGCGUGCUGAGCCAGCUGCGGCUGGUACGGUUCUUCUGGGACAACCAUACAAACUUUUCUGCUACCGAGAGGCUAUACUCGCUAAUGUUGAAGGAGCUGGAAAUAGGAGCCAAGGAGGUGAUCGCCAUCAAUGGAGACAAGCCUUUGGCGGACGCUCUGAGGCUCAUGCACGCAGAGGGCAUAACAUCCCUACCUGUGUUGGAUGCCCAAGGACACGUCGUCGGCAACAUAUCUCACGUCGAUGUUCGGCUGUUGACGGACACAUCUGCGAUUCCUCUCCUGGGAUCUAGCUGUUUGCACUUCAUCUCCGUCAUUCUCUCCGAGCGCGGUAUGCUCGAUGGCAAAGAUUCUUACCCGGUCUUCCAUGUCACGCCCUUCUCGACGCUUGCCCACACCGUUGCAAAGCUCUGCGCCACACGCUCUCACCGCAUGUGGAUCGUAGACGCACCUUCACCCGGCUCGAGUGUCCCGCCUUCUCCUGGCCUGCACCACGUCUCGCCACCAUUCAGCCCAUCCAACAGCGCCACCUUCCAACAUCAGACCCCUAUCACAACCCCGAACCGACAUGGUAGUACAGACAACGGGCUAGCUUCUAUCCGUCAUGCUCCCAAUGAGGGUAGCAAUGCCAGUGUGGCAGUUCCAGCAGGCACGCUGCCCGGUACAGGCAUGAGUGGAAGWUUGUCGGGCGUCGUGUCUCUCACCGACAUCCUCAACCUCUUUGCUCGUGCAAGUGGUCUGUCUCCUGGCGAUCCGGAGGAAACUCGUCGCCGUCGUAGGCAGUCCAGUAGCUCGAGCGURCGUCCAAGUAUGGAAAGCAUGCGGCCUAGUAUUGAGGCGCUUAGGCAGAGCGUGGAACUCGGCCGGGCUGAAAUGGGAAGGAGUGCUAGCAGCAGCCGUGACCGUGGCAAUUCUAGUGCUAGUGCAAGUGGCCGGUGA